AUGAGUAUAACAGAAGAGGGUUUGCGAGAGGAUUUGCAAAACGGUGAAGCUAAGUAUGGGACUUAUAUUGCGAUAAACGAGUACUCGAAACGGAUGGAGGACGAGUUGGAUAUGAAGCCUGGUGAUAAAAUAGAGGUAAUUACUGAUGACGGCGAAUAUAACGAUGGUUGGUACUACGGUAGAAACCUAAGUACUGGGGAGGAAGGUUUAUAUCCAAAGCUGUUUACGCAAGAGAUUUCUAUAGCGCGACCAUCAGCUAUGAGGAAUAAGUCCAACAAAAGAAUCAGUAAUGCCACCGGAAACGAUAGCACGGAGAAUUUGACCAAGGGAAUUAGUGUUAAGACCACUAUGAGUGAUAUCGACCGGGUUCUUGAGGAGUUACGAGGGGAGUCACUUAAUGAUGUGAAUGUUUCGUUUGCGCAGGGUUCAAGCAGUGGGAACACUACGCUGACUAACUACGAGCGCGGUUCCUUAUCAUCGCAUGGUCAGGAAGUUAACCAAGCUGAAGAAAGCAAGGACGAAGCCCUAAACCCUGGCGACGCUCUAUCGUGGUCACCAGAGCAGGUUGCGAAGUAUAUGCGAUCCGUUGGGUUUGAAGAUAAGUAUGCCUCCAAGUUCGAGGAGCACGAAGUUACUGGAGCCAUAUUAUUGGAGCUCGAGUUAGCGCAUUUGAAGGAACUUGAUAUCACCUCAUUCGGAACACGUUUUGAACUUCACAAAAGAAUCGAGGCUAUAAAGGAGCAGGUUUCAAACAAGAACAGCAAUCUGGCUCAGCGUGGAGACGCUGGAAACGCCUUUGGUGGGUAUAAUAAAUCACCUAAGUUGCUGGAUGCAGCACCGCUGAAGCACAUACAGGAGACUCGUAGAGUAGAAGUAACCUCAGACAAAGAAGAGAAUCUAAUGCCUGUCCAGGAGAAGCCCAUACCAGCCCUGCCUCUGAAACUGAACACUACACCUAGUCAACUGUGGAAUAGAAGAUCUGCAACUCUACGCUUAGAUGAACCUGGAAGACUGAGGGAGGCUAGUGAUGUUGUUCCGCAAAUGCGCAGCUUUGCUAAUACUCCGCGGUUAAGGUCAUCUAUGAUAGUUCCACUGGAAGAUGGUGCAGUCGAUGACACAUUUUUGUCUCCUCGUAGGGCUCCGAUCCCACCUUCUUACCCCUCUCCUGUACAGCCACCAAAGUCGCCUGCUUUUAAUAGGUCCACCUUUUCACCUUCUUCACCAUUGGGCAGAAUUUCUCCUUUCCAGAAGAAUGGAAGUUCAUCAAAUGAAAACGUACUGAAAACGGUUCAGUCUCCAUCCUCUUUAGGAAAUAGUUUUGGAAAGCGUAUACAGGGGACGCAGAAUGAGGGAGCAAACAUCGACAAUAUGGACACUACAGAACUACCUAAUCCUUAUGCGUCCUCUCUGCAAUCCGAAACCAAGAUGGAAACCAUUGGUUCCUCCGCACCUCCAGUUAUUUUACGGAAACAUAAAAAAUCAAAAUCCAGCGGUUCUUUCGUAGAACUGUUUAACAGGAUUUCGCUGUUAUCAUCUCCAACUGAUGAUGCUGUGGAAACCUUCGAUAACUCGGAGGUACCAUCGAGCGAUAGGCCUACAUCUAGUAUUUAUGCUCAUUCAGCAAAUGCUUCUGGCACUCAGAGCCGCCCUAGCAUCACAGUUACAACUGAUCCUCAGACAAAACACAGGAGGAACUCUUCAAUUCCUGCUUUCAUAAGUAGAGAAAAGGACCAAUUUCCCCCAUCGCAAGAUGCGCUUCUGUCGACUCCGCAGAUGUCUAGACGUGGAUCCUUAUCGGACUUGAAAUUAGGUGUCUUUGAUAACAACUACAGUGCUGACAGUACCAGAAGUUUCAAGAAGGCCUCAACGGCAGACGUUACUUCAGAUGUUUACGAGGUCGAGAAAGUUCCUACUGAAGAUGAGAGUUCUAAAUCUAAAGAGCGACUAACAACGUUUAAUAUGAAGAGUAGUGAGGAGCAGAGAAGGUCCGUGAGUGCUAAAGAGCAACGUGUUCCAGUUAACAAAUAUUUCGAUGCUCGGGAAGAGCUCACGAGCAAGACCUCUCUGUCUACUGAAAGAAGCGGUACAAAGGACUCUAAAAGAUCUCUAAGUGAUGCGGUAAAGUCUAUGAAAAGACUCAACGGCGGCAAGAGUCUAUCUAAGAAGCAAACAUCUGCCUUUACUGGUGGAAUCAGAAACGUUUCGGUUGACGAUUCCAUUAAAGAUGCUGAUUGCUCCGGAUGGAUGAGUAAGAAGGGCGCAGGUACUAUGGGGGUGUGGAAAAAUAGAUUCUUCACCCUACAUGGUACCAGAUUAUCGUAUUUUUCAAAUAUUUCGGAUACUAGAGAACGAGGGUUGAUUGAUAUUACUUCCCACAGGGUAUUACCUGCUAAGGAAGAUGAUAAAUUUGUGGCACUAUAUGCUGCCAGCGUAGGCAAGGGUCGUUACUGUUUUAAAUUGGUCCCACCUGCUCCUGGCUCCAGAAAAGGAUUGACAUUCACACAACCUAAGAUCCAUUACUUCGCUGUUGAAAGCAAAGAAGAAAUGAGAACUUGGAUGGCUGCGCUAAUGAAAGCAACGAUUGAUGUCGAUACUACUGUUCCCGUGAUCAGUUCAUGCGCCACGCCUACAGUUUCUUUGUCAAGAGCCCAAGAACUUUUCUCCCAAGCCUUGGAAAAAACAUACAAGAGGGAUGAAAGCAUGUUGAACCAAGAGGAUUCGGAGGAGAUGUAUUGGGAACAAAAUCGCCGUUUAGAAGCGGAAGAUACAUUAAACGGCUCUAGUUCUUUUAGUUCUUCACAAAAUCGUCGAAGCCUAAGCAAUACUAAUGUCGGCGUGAAUGAUAACAAGAUUAAUUAUUCUUCCACCAUGCCGUCUUACAUGGAUAUGGACUCACCAACUGCUUCAGCAAGUACAGCAACAGGAAAAAAUUCGCAGCAAUUUCGGUUUAGUUUUGAACAGCCUACUUCAGCACUCAAUAACGUUGGUGGGUACUUAGGCCUUGAUCCAAAGUUCUUAGGGGACAGGAUUUGA
This is a messenger RNA of Eremothecium sinecaudum, 3033 nucleotides long. RefSeq names its product HDL286Cp. The transcript has a single exon. The coding region runs from base 1 to 3033 and encodes 1010 amino acids. Gene Ontology annotation, molecular function: protein binding. Gene Ontology annotation, cellular component: trans-Golgi network; recycling endosome; early endosome. Gene Ontology annotation, biological process: retrograde transport, endosome to Golgi; endosome organization; receptor recycling. The record is from RefSeq and is a predicted model, not a curated record. NCBI's taxonomy places the organism in Eukaryota, Fungi, Ascomycota, Saccharomycetes, Saccharomycetales, Saccharomycetaceae.